AUGAAUAGGAGAACCUGCACUCGAAACAACCUCUCUUUACUCAAAGAACAUGUUUAUACUCAACGCCGCUGUCUCUCAACGACCCUAUCAAGUCCUACGAACGACAUUCGGUAUUCUAGGUUAGGAAAACAAGGCAGUUUCUUCGAUAAGGCAUAUAUUGGUUCCCGCCAACAUGCAGCGACAAUCACCACGACAUCGUCGUUGCAUCUGGGCUCUCAUAAGAAGCCCGAUGAUAGGCCCGAGCUCGAUGCCGCUGUAUCGCAGGUCAAGGAGAAGCAGGUGAAGACUCCAUGGGAAAGAGAAGGUGCUCAGACACCACCCGUAAAGCGUGAGCGGUCUGCGUCGGCAAUGACCAAGGGAAAGUUGCUGACUACGCCGUCACGACUUUUAAAACUGGUUAUACCAGUGACUACGGAUGAUUAUAAUGGCGAUAGAAAAGAUGUUGAACCUUUGGCACUUCUCUUGCAUCCCCAGCAACCAUUAUCGUAUCUAGAACGCUUAAUACAAGCAGAAGUACCGUCUAUCCAAGACGAGAAUGGCAGAAUGCACCCACCGCAAGUUUCUUUUCUGGCCGUAGAGGCCGAAGACGAGAUGAUCCAGCCGAAAAAGCUCAAGAUCAGGAAUUGGGAGGACGACAAAUCAAAGGGUGAACAAAACGCACAAAGAGAAGAAGAAGGCGAACCACGGCCGAUGGUUGUGACUAAGGACUCUCAAGCUCCGCGACUAAGAAACUUUCCUGAAGAGGAUGAUAUUCGGAAAUAUAACAACAAAGCUUCGAAAAAUGAGCCUGUGGAUGAAACGGAACCAGAACCAAAAUGUACAGGAUCAUUUGUUAGAUGGUCAUCAUCUACAGAAAUCGGUGACUUCAUUCGAGACGCAUCGCGCGUAAAAGAGUUCCUCGUCGACAUCGAAGGCUCACCACUAGGGAAAAUCCCCGUGGCGGUUCCCUCAUUCAACGACCGCACCUAUUACCUCCGAAUGCGACUACGCAAGCUCUCAAAGAACCUUAAACACCUAGCAAUUGUCAAACAGGAAUGUGACAAUCUGGCACAUCGCGGAGCCCAACGUGUGGCCCUUGGCGGACUUGGCGUGAUGGUGACAUGGUGGUAUAUCGUGUACAAACUAACAUUCGAAACUGACUACGGCUGGGACACCAUGGAACCCAUCACAUAUCUAGUCAGUUUAUCCACGCUUAUGGGUGGUUACACAUGGUUUUUGUACCAUAAUCGCGAAAUAUCGUAUCGGUCCGCGCUCGACUUCACAGUCAGUCGCCGCCAGCAGAAACUGUAUCAGACACGAGGGAUCGAUUUGCAUAUAUGGGAAUCACUCGUUGAAGAAGCAAAUGCGCUACGUAAGGAGAUCAAGACUGUGGCGGAGGAGUAUGAUGUGGAUUGGGAUGAGAGGGCGGAUGAGGAGGAUGAGAGUGUCACGGAGGCUUUGAAGCAUGAGCGGAGGCAGAAGGAGCGAAAGGAGAAAAAGGAGAGAGAGAAGGAGGAAGAGAAAGAUGAGCGUACUGAGACUACCGAUUGA
Molecule: messenger RNA, 1530 nt
Organism: Talaromyces atroroseus
Lineage: Eukaryota; Fungi; Ascomycota; Eurotiomycetes; Eurotiales; Trichocomaceae
Exons: 3
Coding region: 1-1530 (509 amino acids)
Biological process (GO): mitochondrial calcium ion homeostasis; calcium import into the mitochondrion
Cellular component (GO): uniplex complex; mitochondrial inner membrane
Molecular function (GO): calcium channel activity; uniporter activity
Source: RefSeq, a predicted model, not a curated record